AUGAGCUCUGCGUGUCGGGUUUCGUGGACCCACAAAUCAGAAUCAGGAUCUAUUACUGCCUCUUCCCAACGAUGGACACAGGCUGCGCAAAUGACGCGACUCGUGCCUUACAAGACAAGAGACGUCGAAGCUUCAGUCAAUAUUAGGCCGAAUAAGCCAAAAUUAAAACAACUCAUUCGACAAAGUUAA
Sphenostylis stenocarpa is the source of this 189-nucleotide messenger RNA. NCBI's taxonomy places the organism in Eukaryota, Viridiplantae, Streptophyta, Magnoliopsida, Fabales, Fabaceae. The record is from the annotation of a GenBank genome assembly.